Molecule: messenger RNA, 1462 nt
Organism: Cucurbita moschata (crookneck pumpkin)
Lineage: Eukaryota; Viridiplantae; Streptophyta; Magnoliopsida; Cucurbitales; Cucurbitaceae
Product: anamorsin homolog
Exons: 8
Coding region: 387-1193 (268 amino acids)
Biological process (GO): iron-sulfur cluster assembly
Cellular component (GO): cytoplasm
Molecular function (GO): iron-sulfur cluster binding; S-adenosylmethionine-dependent methyltransferase activity
Source: RefSeq, a predicted model, not a curated record
GGCUCCUCCUCGCCUCCCUUUCAGCAGUUCAGCGAAGCCGCCGCCUUCUCUCUCCGUUCGGUGCUGCCGCCGCUGUCUUUCUUCCGUAUGUGACUUCAUCUUGUUAUCGUAAAUUUCGUAGCUUGUUUUAUUAGGGUUCAUAAACUGCCCCCAAACCCACCUAUUUUUGGGUUGAUUCGUAUUUCUCCAAAUUGACCCAAUCCAAUCUGUGUACAGUUCUACUUCGGCCCAUUACUUAUACCCAAAAAGUAACGGAAGCUUCUUGCCCAAGCAUAUUUAUGGUCGUCUCUCACGAUUUUCUCUCUUAGUCCUGCCUUUUCAUCUCUCGCCCACCGCCAGCCCGCUAUUUCUCUUCGUACAUAACUUUGUGAUUGUAGGACACCACUAUGAAGAGUGUGCUGGCAAUUACCGAUGAUGCUGUUCUGGCUACAAGCGUUGUUAUUAAUGCUUUACAAGAGCUUGGGAAUGAAUAUGUUGAAAAUUGUGAUUCACAAAUAAUCACUCAAGCCUUUUCUCUAAAUAAGCUGCCUCUCGGAGCAUCAUCCAUGGAUGUUGUCAUUUCUAUCUGUAGAUCUGAUUUUCCAAGUGAUCGGUUGUGUGAGGAAAUCUCAAGAGUUCUGAAGCCUGAUGGGACGAUCCUUAUGUACAAGACUUCACAAUCUGUUGCAGUUGAGAAAGAUGAGUCCCUUGCCAUGGUGAGAAGAUUACUUUUGACAGGCUUUCUAGAAGCUCAAGUAACAGAGAAUAAAUUAGCUUCUCCAUCUGAUAUAGAGAAUUUCGUGAUAAGAGCGAAAAAGCCUUCUUGGAAGAUUGGCUCCUCUUUUUCUAUUAAGAAGUCGGCAAAAAGCUUACCAAAGAUUCAGCUUGAUGAUGAUUCUGAUUUGAUCGAUGAAGAUAGUUUAUUGACUGAGGAGGAUUUGAAGAAACCCCAGCUACCGUCAGUUGGUGACUGUGAAGUUGGCAGCACAAGGAAAGCUUGCAAGAACUGCUCUUGUGGUAGGGCUGAAGCAGAGGAGAAAGUAGAAAAACUGGGAUUGACUCCAGAUUUGUUGGAAAAUCCUCAAUCUGCAUGUGGCAGUUGUGGACUCGGAGACGCUUUUCGGUGCAGUACAUGCCCAUACAAGGGUCUUCCAGCAUUUAAACUUGGGGAGAAGGUGUCACUACCUGGGAAUUUCCUUGCUGCCGAUAUAUGAUAUGGUUUUUUUAUUCCGGGGGGGGUUGCAAAAAGUGGGAUAAUGACCUUUGAAGGUUGCCAUCAUUGAUGGCUAGUAGCUUUACAAUAUCUUCAAGCUGUGCAUCCGGCAUUCGGUUGUUGGAUGUCCUGGUUGGUUUAGCUAAGCCAUGUUACCAUUACUACUGAUUUGAAACAUCUUAUAAAUGGUUUGGUGAAAAGAAGGACGAUUAUAUGAUUUACCUACUAGCUGUAGUAACUUAUAGGGUCUCCCAUUACUUGAAAGAGAAA